AUAUCAUCGUCAUGGGUCGUGUUAAACUCGAGAUAAAGAGAAUAGAGAAUCCCGUCAAUCGACAAGUUACAUUCUCAAAACGUAGAAAUGGCCUUAUCAAGAAAGCUUAUGAGCUUUCAAUCCUGUGUGACAUUGAUAUUGCAGUCAUAAUGUUUUCGCCUUCGGGUCGUGUUAACCAUUUUUCUGGUCGGAGGAGAAUUGAGGAUGUUUUUACUCGCUACAUUAAUCUUCCAGACCAAGAAAGAGAUAAUGCUGUAAGUUUUCCAGAACUACCAUACCGCAGGGGUAUUCAGAAUAAGGAGUAUUUGCUAAGGACACUUCAGCAACUGAGGAAUGAAAAUGACAUAGCUCUUCAACUGGCCAAUCCGGGAGACAUUAACUCUGAGAUUGAGGAACUCCAACAAGAAGUUAAUAGGCUACAACAGCAACUUCAAAUGGCCGAAGAGCAGAUAAGGUUAUAUGAACCCGACUCAUUAAAGAUGUCGUCAAUGGCCGAUCUUGAAAACAGUGAAAAACACCUUUUAGAUGUCUUGACACGAGUCAUGCAGAGAAAGAUAAUAGUCAGCCCAUCUUGUGGUUCACCCAUUUCUUCAAGUAUUCUUCCUGGCCAUAUUGCUUGA
Vigna umbellata (rice bean) is the source of this 620-nucleotide messenger RNA. Lineage: Eukaryota; Viridiplantae; Streptophyta; Magnoliopsida; Fabales; Fabaceae. The record is from RefSeq and is a predicted model, not a curated record.